Mercenaria mercenaria is the source of this 1479-nucleotide messenger RNA. RefSeq lists its product as uncharacterized. The transcript is spliced from 7 exons. The coding region runs from base 160 to 1200 and encodes 346 amino acids. NCBI's taxonomy places the organism in Eukaryota, Metazoa, Mollusca, Bivalvia, Venerida, Veneridae. Gene Ontology annotation, cellular component: plasma membrane. The record is from RefSeq and is a predicted model, not a curated record.
CUGAGUGUCAUCAAUAUAUAAACACUUAUACAUAUAUCAACAAACCAUUAAUAAAAGUGGAUUUAUUUGUUUAUCAAUAAACGAGAAUGUAUAUUGGAUCGGCUUACCGUGCUCUGUUUAUUAUUAUUUAUUCAAUUAAAUUACAAGCAUUCGUGCAAGAUGGCUACAUUGGCUGCUUUAAAGAUUACCACAGCAGAGUUCUUGACGAGAGGAAAACAGACUUCAACCGUAACAGCGGAAAGAGAUGUAAAAAAUUUUGUAGAGGACAUGGAUAUAGAUAUGCUGGAACUGAGACCGGAACAGAAUGUUUUUGUGGAAAUGAGAUUAGGUUUAAGAUUCCAGCUAGUAACUGUGAUUACAAAUGUGAAGGUAAACCCUCGGAAUUCUGCGGUGGCGACUGGCGGAUUUCUAUAUAUGACACUGGGUGUAGAUUGUGCCAACGGACCAUGUCUAAACGGCGCCACAUGCGUGGAGAUAUUUACAGACGUUUACAGAUGUAUAUGCACUGACGAAUGGACAGGAACAUAUUGCGAAAACAAGAAACCGAAAACAACAGUGAAUUCGCUUUCAACAACAACAACAAAAAUAACCACUAGUACUGCUUUUUAUAAGAAAACCAGUACCGCCUCCGGAAAGUCGACUGAUGGUUCAAGCAGAGAAUACAGGACAAAUGUGACAGAUAGUACUUAUAUAAAUCCUACAGAUUCAGGAAAUAAUGGUAUGAUUGCCGUGUAUGUUCUGGUUCCACUUAUUGCAAUUACUCUAGCCAUCCUUUUUGCAGUUUUUAUCUCACGAAAAAGUACAUUGAAGUGCCUGCGCACGUUAGAUGUUGAACAGGAAUCUAACCAGAACGCUUCCAAUUACUAUGAAAACACGAAACACUACAGACAAUUGGGUACAGAGAGAUCGCAGCAAUCAGACACUGAAUAUAAAGGUAGCAGAGAUGGUCAACGUAUAAAGAUAGAAUCUUCAGGUGUCACAUAUUACAAUACUGUUGACGGUACGAAGGGCUUCGAAGUUCAACGUAACUACGAGAAUGUGAAAAAUUCAUGGAUGUCUAUUGGAGGUGAAUCACGAAACAAAACUGAAGCCCAUUGCGAGUCCAGUUCUAAUACCGCUUCGCUUCAGUGUUAUGAAUCUCUACGAAAAGACACGCAAGAUAAAGACAACAGUUAUGACUGCUUGAAGAUUAAGAAAUGAUUUGAAUGGAAUUUUGAAUCAAUUAUUACCAAAUCGUGCCGAGUGUGAAUUAUUAUAGACACUUAACGUGCGUCGUCCGUCCGUCAUCACUCCGUCAUCGGUUGGCAUCAACUAUUCAGUCUUGUAUGUUUCACACGGAGGAGGCUGACGCGACUACGCCUUGUUGUUCUUUGGGUGGCUCCAUCUCACUGUUGUUUUAGAAGGCUAAGCUUGCUUGGUUACUCAUGGGACAGCCAGAGGUAAAAAUAAAAAUAAAUAAAUAUAUAGCAUUUCCCAAAA